AAAGCGGAAAAAAGAGAGCCGCAUUUGCGCAUGCGGUUGUGACGUCAGCGCGGCAGGUGCAAAGAGCCCAUUGUUUCUGAAAAACGCAGGGGUUCACCAACUCAAAUUUAAGAUGUUUUAAGACAACCAGGAAUUAAAUUUAAGACCUGUAUCACAACAUAAACUUACAAAAGAAAGUUGCAUAUUUUUUUUAAUAAUAGUAAGCAAGUAGUAUAUCAUGGUCUGGCUAACUGGCAAUAAGUUACACUUACGCAAAAAAAGUUUGCUAGCUAGCAAGAGUUUCUUAGUGGCUAGUUAGCGGAAGCCUCUUGAGUCACAAAUUGCAAAGAAGAUGUUUAAGGUUCAAACCUUUGCCUGACCGAAAAGUCACCAAUAAAAACUGCCUAUACAAAAGCUAAUAGGCCUGCCACAACAAAAGACCUGGGAUUAACUUAUUUAAAGUCAACUUCAUUUUUAAAUGAAGACAUUUUAAGAAUGCGGAUUAUGACAGACGGGUGUGUUUUUCAUUCUUCUUUGCUUUCCCUUUCCGUCAGGAUAGCGUGUGUGAGCUCGCCCAGCGUCUACCAGAAGCUGAAGCAGGGCAUGGUGGACGGCUCCGGCAAGGUGUCGGCCGUCGUGCUGGAGUACGACUGCCGCUUCGCUGCCUACGCCGACGACUUCAUCUUCUACGACUACAACGAGCCGCUGUCCCUCCCCUCCGGCGUGGCGCCGCGGAGCUUCGACAUCGUCUUCGCCGACCCGCCUUACUUAUCCGAGGAGUGUCUGAACAAAGUGGCCCAAACCGUCCAGUACCUGAGCAAAGGCAAAUUGCUGCUGUGCACAGGAGCCACCAUGGAGAAUGUUGCCAAAGAACUGCUGGGGGUAAAAAUGUGCAGCUUUUUGCCCUUUUUGCCCUAACACAUACAUUUACAUUCCACUCAAUUAGGAGGUGAUUUUUGUAUUUCUAAUGUAAGUUUUAUACCAAAACAUAUUUUGAUAUAUCUCGUUAUUGUCACCCAUCACAAUACAUAUUGUGAUAUGAAUUUUAAGCCAUAUUGCACAUCCCUUAUACAAAGUCAAAUUUCUUUUAAGCUGUUUUGAUAUAUACAGCAUUUUUAUAACAACUGAAGGUGACAGUUUCUUGGCCGUGGUAUAAAAUGGCAUGAUGUGACUUUAAAAUACAUAAUGCACCCUUCUGUCGCCUUUAACAGCAUUUCAAGAAACUUUUCUAUUGUUUCUUGACGAAUAAAAAACAAUUAAAACAAAAACAGCUAUAGCUCUGGUGUAUGGUUACUGUAGUGCUAUUAUUAUAUCUGUGUAAACGUGUCCGUGCUUACAUGUAAGUUCAGAUCUUGUACGACUCCUCUAACCAUGUUUUAAAUGAAUGGAGAUGAUGUCAUCACUGUUGGAUAAUUAUACUGUGCCUCAGGUAGUUUCCUUAAAAUGUUUAAAGCGGUACCAUUCAAGUCUCUGACUAGCUAAAAAUGGUACUUACUAAGAAUGAUUCAUCUGCAUGUGUGACCAUUUUUCGUCUGCUCAGUUCUGUUAGGUUCAUUAUGUUUUGUCAUUGUUGGUGCUGAUCAGAUCCUGGUCAUAGAGAGAGGAAGGUAAGGAGUGGGCGUGCGCGUGUGUGUGUUUGCGUUACACCUGAAUGAAUGUGUGACUCCUAAAUGAUGGCGAAUUGGUUAUCUUUAGAUCAAAACUCCUGAGGGUGUUGUUGUGUUACCCUUUCUUGUAUCUUUCUCACAGUCAGCAGCCCACACACACACACACGCCUGCAUACAUAAAAUAACACUUGCACUGUAAGCCAAUUGGGUAUUGAAGCAUACAGUCCUUUGAUAUAAGAACUGGGUAUAAAAACUUCCUCUCACACACACAAAAGGUAACACCACGGUAUUGAUAACAGCACACACACAUGAGUGAUAGUGGGCUGUUGCUGUUACUUCCUCCUGCACAGCAGAAACAGACUUUUCCCUGCAGGCAUGUGCAGUGAAGACUGAGCAGAAACCAUUCAUCUUCUGAUUGACAAUAUAUAGUAAACACAAGCUCAAUCCAUUUAGUCUGUGGUGUCAGAAUACACACAGUUUCUAACACAAAGUAGGCAGUGGCUGACGUCCAAUCACGAGGCUGUCUGCUUAGUUAGGUGAGUUUAAAAAACAGAAAAUUCAAUAAAAAAAAUAUAUUCA
Messenger RNA from Xiphophorus hellerii (green swordtail), 2165 nucleotides. Its product is annotated as EEF1A lysine methyltransferase 1-like. Gene Ontology annotation, molecular function: nucleic acid binding; protein-lysine N-methyltransferase activity. The coding region runs from base 475 to 897 and encodes 140 amino acids. Gene Ontology annotation, biological process: methylation. The record is from RefSeq and is a predicted model, not a curated record. NCBI's taxonomy places the organism in Eukaryota, Metazoa, Chordata, Actinopteri, Cyprinodontiformes, Poeciliidae. The transcript has 2 exons.